Molecule: messenger RNA, 768 nt
Organism: Aspergillus mulundensis
Lineage: Eukaryota; Fungi; Ascomycota; Eurotiomycetes; Eurotiales; Aspergillaceae
Product: NAD(P)H-dependent flavin oxidoreductase
Exons: 6
Coding region: 1-768 (255 amino acids)
Molecular function (GO): nitronate monooxygenase activity
Source: RefSeq, a predicted model, not a curated record
AUGCUUCCUGCCAUGAAAGCCCCCGACUACCUGGGCUAUGCUAAGGCCGCCGUCGAAGAAGAUAUCAAGAUCAUUGAGACUGCCGGAAACCCUGAGCCUAUUCUCAAUUACCUGAAGAGUAACGGUGUGAUCGUCAUUCAUAAGUGCGUUUCGCUCGGACAUGCAUUGAAAGCGCAGGCGAAAGGUGUGGACUGCAUCUCCAUCGACGGUAUUGAGUGCGCCGGCCACGGAGGCGAAUACGAUAUCACAUCUAUGAUCCUCCUCGGAAGGUGCGCUCAGGAGUUGAAGAUCCCAUUCAUAGCAUCUGGCGGUUUUUGCGACGGCAAGGGACUGGCCACUGCUCUUUUCUUGGGAGCGCAAGGGAUCAACAUGGGCACUCGCUGGAUGUGCACCGUCGAAGCUCCGAUUCAUCAGAAUGUCAAGGAGGCGAUCGUCAAUAUGGACGAGAACGGCACGAUCCUCGUCCUUCGAAAAUUCCGCAAUACAACUCGAUUAGCCCGGAACGAGGUCACAUUAGAGGUCCAUAAGAUUGAGAACAGCAAGCUAGACCCUCAGUUUCAAGAAGUGGCUCACCUUAUGUCUGGUGCUCGAGGAAGGAACGUAUACGAGACUGGAGACAUUGACGCCGGAGUUUGGUCUGUAGGUCUUGCGGCUGGGUUGAUCAAGUCCAUUCCCACAUGCGAGGAACUCGCCCGUACCAUUGAGAAGGAGGCUGUCGAGUCCCUGUCAAAGGCUUCUAGUCUGUAUACCAACCGCGCCAGCCUUUGA